Messenger RNA from Prionailurus viverrinus (fishing cat), 600 nucleotides. It is a transcript of the gene LCN10, whose product is annotated as lipocalin 10. Gene Ontology annotation, molecular function: small molecule binding. The record is from RefSeq and is a predicted model, not a curated record. Bases 1 to 600 code for a protein of 199 amino acids. NCBI's taxonomy places the organism in Eukaryota, Metazoa, Chordata, Mammalia, Carnivora, Felidae. The transcript is spliced from 6 exons.
AUGGGACCGGGGAGGCUGGUGCCCACGCUGGUCCUGGCGCUUGUGCUGGCCAUGGGGUCCCAGCCACAGGAACAGCUGCCCAGGGAGGCCCACAGCCUCAACUGGAACAAGUUUUCAGGGUUCUGGUACAUUCUGGCUGUUGCCUCCGAUGGCCAGGGGUUCUUGCCUGGCAGACACAGGAGGAAGCUGGGGGCAUCCACGGUGAAGGUUCACAAAGUGGGCCAGCUGAAGGUGGUCCUGGCCUUUAGCCGGUCACAGGGGUGCCAGUCACACACGUUAAUUCUGCGGAAAGAUGGGAAGAAGGCGGUGUUCAGGAACACACGUGCGUAUGAUAGCCCGGGGCCGGGAGAGGGAGGCUGGGGAGUGAAGGGGGUGGAGGGUUUCCACGUGCUGUCCACGGACUACAGCUUCGGCGUGGUCUACCUGCGCCUGGGCCGCGCCGGCCGGACCGCCAAGAUGCUACUGUUCUUAAGCAGACAGAACACGUCCGGCUUCCCGAACAUGAAAAGAUUCGUAGACAUAUGUGAGACCUUGGAGCUCGCCGACGGUGUGACCGUUCUUCCGAAAGAUGCCUCCUGUGCGCACACCAUCCUGCCCUGA